Molecule: messenger RNA, 1014 nt
Organism: Caenorhabditis bovis
Lineage: Eukaryota; Metazoa; Nematoda; Chromadorea; Rhabditida; Rhabditidae
Source: the annotation of a GenBank genome assembly
AUGUCUCGUGAAGUUAUGGUUGAAGACGGCGGAGCCCUCAUCGGCAACACUCCGCUGUUCAAGCUCAACAAGAUCGGAAAGGGACUUGACGCCUCGAUCGCGGUAAAGGUUGAAUACAUGAAUCCGGCAUGCUCGGUGAAGGAUCGUAUCGCCUACAACAUGAUCGACACGGCCGAGAAAGCCGGAUUGAUCACUCCAGGAAAAACGGUGCUCAUUGAGCCGACUAGCGGAAAUAUGGGAAUUGCUUUGGCGUAUUGCGGAAAACUUCGCGGAUAUAAGGUGAUUCUUACGAUGCCGGCCUCGAUGAGUAUCGAGCGUCGCAGUCUUCUCAAGGCCUAUGGCGCUGAAGUCAUUCUCACCGAUCCGGCGACGGCCGUCAAAGGCGCCGUCGAUCGCGCUUUGGAAUUGAAGGCGGCAAUUCCAAACGCCUACAUUCUCAAUCAAUUCGCGAAUCCCGCCAAUCCGGAGGCGCAUUACAAGACGACGGGUCCCGAAAUUUGGCGACAGACUCAAGGAAAAGUCGACAUCGUCUGCUUCGGCGUCGGCUCCGGCGGCACGUGCACCGGCGUCGGACGAUUCUUGAAGGAGAAGAACCCCAACAUUCAAGUGUAUCCCGUCGAGCCGUUCGAGUCGUCGGUGAUCAACGGCCUUCCGCAUAGUCCGCACAAAAUCCAGGGAAUGGGAACCGGCAUGAUUCCGGAGACACUCGAUCUCACAUUGUUCACCGAAGCACUCCGCGUUCAUUCGGACGACGCCAUCGCGAUGGCGAGACGCCUCGCGCAAGAGGAAUCGAUUCUCGGCGGAAUCUCGUCGGGAGCCAACGUGUGCGCCGCCGUCCAAUUGGCGAAGCGUCCAGAGAACAAGGGCAAACUCAUUGUCACCACCGUCAACAGCUUCGGCGAAAGAUAUCUUUCUACUGUUUUGUACAAUGAUAUUCGCGAGGAAGCCGCCAACAUGAAGCAAUUGUCCAAGGAUGAAUCCAUCGCCAAGGCUAAGAAAUAUCUCGGAAUCUAA